AUGACACUCUUAUCCUGCUACGAUCCGAAUCUACUACAAGUACACUACGGUUUGACACAACUACGAGACCAAUCUAUGAUCGGUGGCACUAUCCUCGAGGGAGUCAGGUAUCUACAAUGCAACGUCGCUCUUGUCGGAUAUAUUGUUACAACGAUACUCGAGGACCGACAUGGCAUCGAUCAUCACGACACCACUAUCGAGGAUGUCGGAUUCUUCCAGUGCGUUGUCGGCAACAUCGUUACCACUUAUUAUUACGGCAUCUCUACCUCAUUCAUCCUCAUUCUUCGAAACACGUAUCCUCAACAGUUGGAGAUGCAGAAGGUGCGCGAGCAGCAGAUGGCGCAACAACGGGCAGCGCAACAGGCGCUAUCGCUGCGCUGA
This is a messenger RNA of Alternaria triticimaculans, 381 nucleotides long. RefSeq lists its product as uncharacterized. The coding region runs from base 1 to 381 and encodes 126 amino acids. The record is from RefSeq and is a predicted model, not a curated record. NCBI's taxonomy places the organism in Eukaryota, Fungi, Ascomycota, Dothideomycetes, Pleosporales, Pleosporaceae. The transcript is spliced from 4 exons.